AUGCUUUCUGCACUCGAAUCUUCCUCGCCGCGGAAACAGGACUGCAUUUGCGGCCCAACUCAAAGGAUUGCGCUAGAGACUCCCGCAAACAACCUGGACAUAUGGGGAAAGCGCUUCAAGUACGACCAGUUCAACCAGAUCGAUAUUCCCUAUUAUCGAGCACUUCUGGCCUCUUUCGACAUAUCUUCUGCUCAACAUUAUCCUCGCCACGUUUACCUCAGUUUCCUUGCAUAUGCCCUACAAUUCCACUUCGAGGAGCUUGGUCAGAUCAACGACCUUUCCGAGGCCAUCGUAUACCAUCGGGAGGUCCUGUCAUCACUGCCUUCCAAUCAUCCGGCUGUGCUCCCGACUUUGAAGGGUCUUUCGGUGGCCUUGCAUCAACGGUUUCGACUUCUCGGCAUAAGAAAGGAUUUCGAGGAAGCCAUCACAUACCAGCUUAAAAAUUCUACUCCGGAUCGGUCGUGUCGCUGUGGGCGACCCAUGUCUCACAAACCACUUCACCGUCACGGAUCAGCGAUGAAUCUCACAGUCAUACCUUCCAACCGUCGAAUCAAACGUUUGUCUCUCACAGACAGCCCGUGCUGCCCAGAAUCCCACCAAGGAUACAUCCCGCUCUUAUCGCAAGAUGAGCAUCACCGACUCGACGAUGUCAUCGCGUCUCUUCGCCAGGAUCUGGAACGUCUUCCUGGGAACAUAGACCGCUCACCCCCCGUCAACGAACUCGGGUUCAUUCUCAGAACCCGGUUCGAGAAGACUGGCCGCGUAGAUGAUCUUGACGAGUCCGUUGCUUGCCAUCAAGAGGCCCUGUUCCUCCGACCGGUAGGUGACGCAAGGCGUUCGAUGACGCUCGUCGACCUUGCACAGGCGGUGGCCGUCCGCUUCGAACUGCACAAGGAAACGGAAGAUCUUCACACAUCCCUUCACUUUUUCGAGGAAGCCGUCUACGACUUGUUUGGUUCUCCGAAAGUGGCUUUCCGAGCCGCGCAAGACUGGGCAUCCUAUGCACACCGGUACCGUCAUCCGAGUGCAUUGACUGCCUAUCUGAAGGCUCUCAUCCUUCUUGAUCGGUGCUCAAUCAUGUAUCCGACAUUGGAUUUGCAGCAGAAGUCGAUCAGCCCACACAACUUGUCCUCCUUGGCUGUGGACGCUGCAUCUGCCGCUAUCGGAGACGGGGAUCUCAGAAAGGCAGUCGAGUUUUUAGAGCAAGGAAGGGCCUUACUCUGGUCAAGGAUGCGAGGAUACAGACAUCCAAUCGAACGUCUCCGCCCAGUGCAUCGUGCACUUGCAGAUCGCUUCGAAAACAUAUGCCGCGAGCUCGAGAUUAUUGCGACCUCCUUUGAGCGACCAGAGGUUGAUGUGCCGGUCAGGGGUCAUCGAGUGUCUAUGGGUCGAGACAAUUCCUUCGAGUUUGUGUGUACUCGCUAUCGCGAGCUGUUAGGAGUAUUCGACGCCGUCAUUGGCGAAAUACGACACAUCGAUGGUUAUUCGGAUUUCAUGCGCCCCAAGUCUUUUAGUCGUCUCCAACAAGCCGCUGUCGAGGGACCCGUCGUCAUUCUCAACCUCUCUGUACAUCGGUCCGACGCCCUCAUCCUUCCCGACGCGAAUUCAGAGCCAGUCGUAGUGCCUCUCUCGUCAUCUCCAAAAUUUCCUCGUUAUAUUAGCCAAUUAUCAUCCCUCUUGUACACUCUGACGACGAAAAGGUCCGACGAAGCGCGCGCAGAGGGAGUCAAAUCUAUUCUCAAACGACUUUGGGCACUCGUCGUACAACCUAUUGCCACACGACUCUCAGAUCUAGGCGUCCCACGAGGGGCCCGUAUAUGGUGGUGUCCCACUGGAGCAUUAUGUUCCCUUCCUGUCCAUGCAGCUCAGCCCUUCGAUAAUGAAAGGACAGGACUCCACGACCUUUACACAUCUUCUUAUACACCGACUCUGUCAUCGCUAAUCACGUCCAGAACCUCACUUCGGUCGUCGCGCUCUGAUGCUCCGUGCCUCCUCGCCGUGGGACAAGUCGACGAUUCCCUCCCUCGUGUUCAAGAGGAGCUGAAGGCAGUCCAAACUUCAGCAGCAUUCGUCCGUCAACGGAUAGGCAAGGAUGCCACUGCCGACAACGUCGCUUUAGCUCUCCGUGACUACCCAUGGCUUCACCUAGCCUGCCACGGCCAUCUCGAUCCCCAGUCCUUCGCCUCUUCCUUCAAACUUCAUGACAGCACGCGCCUCCGAGUCAUCGACAUCAUCAAGGCUCGCCUCCCCAAUGCCGAGUUCGCUUUUCUGUCUGCUUGCCACAGCGCGGCGGUAGAUAGCAGAGGUAGUCCAGACGAAGUGCUUCAUCUCGCAGCUGCGAUGCAGUUCAGUGGCUUCAAGAGUGUUGUUGGGACGCUCUGGGGUAUGGCUGACGACGAUGGUCCAAGACUGGCUGAAGCGUUCUAUGGUUAUUUGUUCCGCUAUGGCGAUCCGAGUAAGGUUGAUUUCAGAGAUUCUGCGACGGCCCUUCGCGUGGCGACAAAGGCGCUCCGGAGGGCCAAGGUCCCUAUCGAUAGAUGGGUCAAUUUUAAUUAUUACCACUCGACUGCACGUCAGAACCUAGUCAAGAUCCAGCAGUCACCUGAAUAG
This is a messenger RNA of Stereum hirsutum FP-91666 SS1, 2610 nucleotides long. RefSeq lists its product as uncharacterized. Lineage: Eukaryota; Fungi; Basidiomycota; Agaricomycetes; Russulales; Stereaceae. The record is from RefSeq and is a predicted model, not a curated record. Bases 1 to 2610 code for a protein of 869 amino acids. The transcript has 2 exons.